GUUCACAUUUAUUGCGCAAACGCAUACUGUCAUACUGCUUCCGGGUGGAUCGAUUGCUGAAAAUUUUAUGUGUAUGAGGUAAACCAUGAAUUCAGCAACAGUGCCCCAGCCAGUAGAAGAUGUUCAUGGAGACGGAAGAUGGAUGAGUCAGCACAAUCGCUUUAUAGUAGAAGGGAAAGACCGAGAGCCUGAAGUUUUGUUUGUUGGUGAUUCUUUGAUUCAGAGGAUGGCGCAGACAAAUCUGUGGGAAAGCAUGUUUGAACCUCUGCAUUGUCUGAACUUUGGUAUCGGUGGCGACCAGACCCAGAAUAUUUUGUGGAGGUUGAUGAAUGGAGAACUAGACACUCUAGAACCUAAGGUCAUCGUGGUUCUAGCUGGUACUAACAAUUACAGUAACACUGCCGAGGAGGUGACCGACGGAAUCAUAGAGAUUGUCAACGUCAUCCAAAACAAGCUGACGAGCUCACAGAUUAUUGUCAUGGGAUUGCCUCCAAGAGGAGAAAAUCCUAACAAGCUACGAGAGAAAAAUGCAGAAAUUAAUUUCAAUUUGUCACAAAAACUUGAAAAUAUGGCCAAUGCCAGUUUCCUUAACAUAGAAGCAUCCAUGUUUGUGCGGGAAAAUGGUGUCAUCAGCCAUGCAGAUAUGUUUGAUUAUUUGCAUUUAACAAAUGCUGGUUAUCAAAAACUUUGUGAACCUUUGCUUGAGGAAAUUCAGAACUUGCUGCAGGUGUUUGUGAAAGUAGAAAACACGUCAAUGACGAUAUCUACAACGGCGUCGGACGUGGACGACUAGGUCACUGGACCAUGGCUGGCUAUUGUGAUACUCGUUUUGACAUUUGUUGUGGACACACUCUGUGUUGAUGCCAUUAGAUGGUCAAUCAUGCUUUCAUUGUCAGUGAUAUUCACAAUUAAGCUUCAACUCCAUGCAAAAAUGUCCUAUUGGAGAAAGGAAAGAAAAAUGAUGUCAAAUUGUCUUCAAACACUUACUUACACAAAUGUUUGUAAACAUUUAAUUAGUGUCUGAUCUGUAAAGCUCAUUUUUGCCAUGGAUUGGUCCUUUAUAUUUGUAACUUGAUUCCUGGAAAAUUAGACAGAGAGUAACACAGAUGUCAUUUUUGGUUGAGAGUGCAUUUGCUAUAUAUACACUGUAGAUGUGUAAAUGUUCAUGAAUGAUAUUUUUAAUUGAAUAGGCACUGUAAGCCUUCCAUCUUUGAUAUGCCUCCAGUCACUGAGAGUGAAGUCUAGGCCAUUUUAUUUCAAUAAGUCUAAAUCCUAUUUCUGAAAUCUAGAUUAAUGAUUUGGAAUUGUUAACAUUGACUAAUUAAUAUUCUGUAUGAAACAGGUCUGUUAUUGGAAAUACUACAUCAUUGCUGUGACCUUGAGUAUUUGUGCAAUAGGAAAUUUUUACAGGAUUGAUAAUCUUUAUAUGGAUAACCUGUUUAUACAGUAGAAAAACAGAAAAUAUGAUAAAGAUGUUGUGCAUCAUAAACACCCUUUCUCAUUACCAUAGUAACAAGUGUUCCAGUUUCUAGUCAGUGCAGUGGUUUUUUUUCAAUGGUGUGCUACCUGGCUUAUGGUGCAGUGUAUUUUGAUCCGGACUUGACAGAGUAAAUUUUAUACUGCAAUGUAAAAAGUCAUCAGCAGAGUGAUGAAAUGACAACUUUUUGUGGCUGUGCCACUUUGGCUUAACAUUCCAGAUGACAUGCAAUACGUUCUAGGUUGAUGUGCAAUACAUUUUAGUUAGACUUGAGACAUUCAGGAUACAGUUAAAACUGUCUUUUCCAACGCCUGUAUAACCCAUUUCACCCCAAAAUGAAUUCCCAGUUGUCUUUUUUUUCCAUGUACUUUUACAAUGUGCAAUACGACAUCUUGUCCAGUUGACACAAUAAUUUGUCGCCUAGAGAUUGUUGAAUUUAUACAAGUUUUACUGUACAGGCGUCAAUAUUAAGGAUGUUUGACUGACAGUGCUUUUGUUGACAGAAAUGUUUUUGUUUAAUAAUAGAAAUAUGUGUAGGUAAUAAGAAUGUUUUUGUUGGCAAAUAGAAAUGUUUGUUUUGGGAAUAGAAAUGUUUUUCUGUUGGUAAUAGAAAUGUUUGAAUUUAUGAGAAAAGGUGUUUUAAAUUUAAUGUUUAUAACACAAGUUUUUAAAAUUCUUAGCAGCCCAACUUAGAAUCAUAAGUUUUUACAGCUGUAAUUUAAUUUGAAAAGAGUCUGAAAUUAAUAAUUUUUAAUGAUUCGUUGUAAUAUUGUUGUAUAUCAUGAAAAUCAUGACUAUAAAUUUUUUAUAUACAGUCAACUCUCGAUAAACCGCCACCUUUUGUUCUUAUGAAAUUAUGGCAUUAUAACGAAUUUGGCGAUGAAUUGAAUUACUGCCAUCUUGAAGAAAUAGAGUUACUGUUCUUUUAUAUAUAAGAGUUAUCUUUCCUCUUUUUACAAUACUUACGUAAGUGAGCGAUCGGGUAACAUUCGGUAAAACAAUACUGUCUCGUCUAUGUUAUAAAUCUUUCAAAUCAUAAUUUUUCAUUACUUCUAUUGCCUCUUUCCGGCCAUCAAUGAUCAAACUCACAUAAAUUCCGGCAUUUUCACCGCUUAUAAUUCUGGAAGAAAUUACAUGACGUUGUUUGAAACGAGUUAGCCACCCUUCAGAAUAAUUGAAAUUGGACAUUCCUAGCUCUGCACAAUACUGUUUUCCCUUUUCAAUUAUCAUAUCCCCGGUAACAGGAAUGUUUUUUGUCCUGACUUGCGUAAACCACAUAAACAACGCCUUUUCUAAGUCAGUAUUAAGUCCACUGCGGUGCCGUUUCCUGGCAGGCGGGCAAGAAUUCCAUCCUUUGCUGCUACGAUGUCGCCCACAGAAAAAUGAUUUGCAAUAUCCUGACGGGUACAUUUUGGAUGAUGUCAUUGGUACAUAAUGAUUUGCUUUUUCUCAUCAAAAUUUAACAGGACCCUCUUUCGUGGCGAAGCCAUAGCUAAAUUGAAAUGUGUUUCUAUGAUAUAUAAACAACUUGACUACAGUUCAUCUCGAGUAAUUUUCUUGUUUAUUCAAUACAGCAAUUAUUGGGAUCCUUCUGUCCAGGUGAUCCAGAGAUCGAUAAUGACCAAUUUACUGCUUCACUGACCACGUGCACCCAUGGCGGUUUAUCGAGAUAAUUAACACAUUGAAAUAUACUUUUGUAAUGAAAACACUGUGGCAAAUGGCGAUAGCGAAUUUGGAGGUUUAACGAGAGUUUUAAGUAACAGGAAAAAUGUUCCUAGAAAAAUACGGCGUUAUAACGAAAAUGGCGGUGAAUUGAGUGGCGAUAAUUCGAGAGUUACCUGUACCUCUUUUGCAUGACAGAUAUGUGACAGAAAAUCUGUAAGGCUUCUUUGAUGUGUUUUCAAAUGCAGAGUUAUUUCCCUUUAUAUUAAUGAACAGUACAGUUUGGGGAAAUGUUAUUUGGCAUGUGCAAGGGUCAUUCUACAAAACACAGUAAUAGUACAAAACACAGUAAUAGUAACAUUAGGGAUCAAAAUAUAGAAGAUAUAGCUUUUUAUCAGUAGGCGAUCUGACAUAUUGCAGUAUAUUUUUAAAACUAAAUAUCUCAAUCAAGGAUUUCAUUAUUUUAUUCUUAACUAAUUUUAGAUGUAUAUUUUGAAUGUACCAAAUUGAGUCUUUAGAGCAGGGUUGUGACAUCGAAAGAAAAAAAUACUGUUGACCAGGAAAUACCAUAAUGUUCGGUAAUUUUAGCAUCGGGGAAUAUUUUUCUCAAAAAAGUAGUUUGAAAUCCUAGUGCUUUAUUUUUUUUUUUUUUUAGCACAAAUGUGAGGCUUUUAUUUUUGGCAAAUGUUCUUCAUCUGCCAAAAGAGCCAACAUUCCCAGCAAGCUAAAAUUAUCCGAUAUACGAUAUUUGUUUUGUCAAUUUAUUUGCAGGAAGAAUUUCAUGAGCAAGUGAUAAUGAACUAAAAAAAUAUUAGAGAAACAGAAAGUACAUAAUGUAUCGCAAAAAACUAAUAUAUUUGGUGUUGUUUGGGGGAGGGGGGGGGGGGGCAUCUUACAAAGAAAGCUAAAGACCCGACCUCACAAAUAAAAUAAUGAUCUAUGCAGGAUUGUAUUUGUUCUGUUGGUUUUUGUGAUUGUUUCCUUGCAUUUAUGUGUAUAUUUCCUUAUAAUAAUGAAGUAGAAAAUGAUUAAUGACUUUUAUGUUACGCAUACAUGUAAAUGUUCAACAAAUUUAUCAGUUUCAUACUUGGUUGUUACAGAUUAAAAGAAAAAUUUCUUGUGACAAUGUCGGAACUAGAUUUUUUAUUUUUUUCCAUUGUUGCAUCCUCGAAAGCGAAAAGGUCUGGUUCACUAACUCUCAUGAGAGUUUGUAAAUUUGACAUUUGGCUUACAAAGAUGCCAUUGUUAUAUGUAACUUGCGAUUAUGUUUUUUACCACGUAUAGUACACAGUUGUUAUAGUUGAUUUUGAAAUGUGUAUGUUUUCUGACUUGAUAAAAAAUCAUGAUGAACUAUUUUAAGAUGAGCACUGUUAGAUGCAUUAUUGACAGUGCCAGAUGUAAUGAUGUUUAGUUAAGAUUUCCUCUGAAUUUGCUUUAGUCUACCUCAUUUGUAAUCAAUUAAAUUUUAAAUCUGGUUUGUCUGUAGAGGAACGGUUUUGUAGAGUAUGCAUAUUUCGGUGUGGUAGUUUGAAUCUGAUGCUGAAUUUGUACAGGUAGUACAAUGCCUGGUUAUUGUGUUCGCUUAAUAGACGCAAGGAUUAAGAAUGAUCAUGGUAAAUGCAUAAAGGUUAUAUUUUUUUUUGUUCGUAAAAGCAUUCCUUUUGUGGAGAAUAUAUUGAAGAAUAUGAAAUAUUUAUGUAAAUGUACUGCACUUGUCAUAUUAAGCACUAUUCACUGGAUGCUGUAUUUGCCUUAUUUGUGUAGAUAAAACCAAUACCUGCAACUUG
This is a messenger RNA of Ostrea edulis (European flat oyster), 4926 nucleotides long. RefSeq names its product platelet-activating factor acetylhydrolase IB subunit alpha2-like. The record is from RefSeq and is a predicted model, not a curated record. Lineage: Eukaryota; Metazoa; Mollusca; Bivalvia; Ostreida; Ostreidae. The transcript has 5 exons. Bases 86 to 793 code for a protein of 235 amino acids.